CUUCAUAAUAUAAAUAGUAUGAACUCCUUAACUGAGCUACAUCAGUGAAUGUUUUAGUACACACAGUUCAACACAGCACAUAUCAUCCAAAAUGGCAGAAACCAACACAGAUUCUGCAACAAAAAAAUUGGCAGUUGUUACUGGAUCCAAUAAGGGGAUUGGAUUAGAGAUAUGUCGGCAGUUAGCCACUAUUGGCAGCAUUAUAGUGGUGUUGACAGCUAGAGAUGAGAAGAAGGGUGUUGAAGCUGUGGAGAAGCUCAAAGGGUCUGGACUCUCUGAUGUGGUUUUUCAUCAGCUUGAUGUGAUGGACCCUGCUAGUAUUGCUUCCCUGGCUGAUUUCAUCAAAACCCAGUUUGGAAAACUUGAUAUCUGGGUGAACAAUGCAGGAAUUUCUGGAAUUAUAUUAAAUGACGAUGAUUACAAGUUCUUGAUGGCAUUAGAUGCUCCUACCGAAGUUUGGGUAGCGAAAUGCAAGGAACUAGGAAGACAAACCCAUGAAACAGCUGAAGAAUGUUUGCAAGCAAACUACUACGGCACCAAAAGAGUGACUGAAGCACUUCUUCCCCUCCUUCAGCUAUCUAAUUCUCCAAGAAUUGUUAAUGUUUCAUCAUCUCUAGGGAAGCUACAGAAUGUUUUGUUGCAGCAUGUCACCGACCCAUGGGCCAAAGAAGUGCUAAACAAUGAGGAUGGUCUCACAGAAGAAAGAGUGGAUGAUGUGUUGAACAAGUCUCUUAAGGAAUUCAAUGAAAGCCAUGGCUGGCCUGCUUACAAAAUGUCCAAGGCAGCUAUGAAUGCCUACACAAGGAUUCUAGCAAGGAAGUUCCCCAAAUUUCGUGUAAAUUGUGUUGGCCCUGGUUAUUGCAAAACUGACUUUACCUACAAGACUGGAAUCUAUACUGUUGAAGAAGGUGCAGCUGGUCCUGUGAAGUUGGCUUUGUUGCCUGAUGAUGGCCCUUCUGGAUUUUUCUUUUCUCAGAAGGAAGAAUCCACCUUUUAAUCACAUUGCUACAUGGCCAUGGUUCGUCUUCCCCAGUGAGAGAGAAAAGAGCUGGAGUUACCUUGUUGUCGAUGUACACCUCUUUGUUACUUCUACGUAUUGAGCAUAUCUUUCUUCUAAUAAGGAAAAUAAAGUAACCUACAAUUGGUAAUAAAAUAAUAUAAUUUGAGUUUCAUU
Telopea speciosissima is the source of this 1174-nucleotide messenger RNA. RefSeq names its product salutaridine reductase-like. The record is from RefSeq and is a predicted model, not a curated record. Bases 92 to 997 code for a protein of 301 amino acids. Gene Ontology annotation, cellular component: membrane. NCBI's taxonomy places the organism in Eukaryota, Viridiplantae, Streptophyta, Magnoliopsida, Proteales, Proteaceae. The transcript has 5 exons. Gene Ontology annotation, molecular function: oxidoreductase activity, acting on the CH-OH group of donors, NAD or NADP as acceptor.